This is a messenger RNA of Orbilia oligospora ATCC 24927, 2331 nucleotides long. RefSeq lists its product as uncharacterized. Gene Ontology annotation, biological process: response to radiation; error-prone translesion synthesis. The transcript has 5 exons. Bases 1 to 2331 code for a protein of 776 amino acids. Gene Ontology annotation, cellular component: nucleus; site of double-strand break; replication fork. Lineage: Eukaryota; Fungi; Ascomycota; Orbiliomycetes; Orbiliales; Orbiliaceae. Gene Ontology annotation, molecular function: damaged DNA binding; DNA-directed DNA polymerase activity. The record is from RefSeq and is a predicted model, not a curated record.
AUGGACGACUAUACAGACUGGCCGUCCCCGACGGCUGCACAGCGUCCUAAGUCUAAGUUCUCGUAUAAGGACUUGCUGCAGAUGGCAAAGUACAAUGUCAAUUCACCGUUACGAGUCAUUGCUCAUAUAGACCUAGACGCGUUUUAUGCACAAUGUGAGAUGGUUCGUCUCGGUGUUCCCGAAGACCAACCUCUCGCCGUACAGCAGUGGGAUGCGGUCAAUUACCCUGCCCGCUCCUUCGGAAUAACCAGAAUGCGGAACGUCGCCGACGCAAAACGUAAAUGUCCAACUCUCAUGGCCGUCCAUGUCGCCACCUGGCGGGUCCAGAAUGAUACGGCGGUAAUGGGGUACCAUGACAUGACAAAUGCAUCUAUAUCAACCGACAAAGUUUCAUUGGAUCAUUAUAGACGAGAAUCAAAGAAGAUUUUAGCGAUAUUUAGGGAAGGGUGUCCAAAGGUUGAGAAGGCUAGUGUCGAUGAAAGUUUUCUGGAUCUGUCAGGGCUGGUGUUUGGGAAAUUGCUAGAGAGGUUUGAGGAAGAACUCGGGGUGGUGGAUGGGGAAAUUGUUCCACCGUAUGGUGAUACAACCGAGAGAUUGAGGAUGCCCGAGGUAGCGGGUGUGGAGUGGGGGAAUAGUCAUUUGGUAGACCUAGACGAUGGCGAGGAAGGAGAAGAGGAACCUAUAGAUUGGGAUGAUAUCAUCAUGGGAAUUGCUGCGGAAAUUGUAGCGGAUAUUCGAGGUGAAGUCCGGAGAAGACUUGGUUAUACAUGCUCAGCAGGCAUCUCCCGUAACAAAAUGCUCGCCAAACUCGGCAGCGGUUACAAGAAACCCAACCAGCAAACCAUAGUCCGCAACCGCGCGGUAACUCACUUCCUCUCCUCCAUGAAAUUCACCAGUAUCCGUAACCUAGGUGGUAAACUCGGCUCAGAAGUCGCAACCGCCUUCGGCACUGAAAAUGUUUCCGAAGUUCUAUCCGUCCCCCUCGAAACUUUUAAAGCCAAAUUAGGCGAUGACACAGGCACUUGGCUUUAUAAAACUAUCAGAGGGAUCGAUACUACCGAGGUCUUAACAAGAACUGAUAUAAAAAGUAUGCUCAGUGCCAAGAGUUUUACUCCCGCGAUAACAAGAUAUCAGCAAGGUGAAAACUGGUUGAAAGUGUUCUGUGCGGAUAUUGUGAGCAGGGUUAACGAAGAGGCGGACGAACCGGUCGAGUACUCGCCAUCACACGAUGGUAACGCGGCCUUGGGAAGCCAACCGGUAUCAUUACGAAGACCUAGAACUAUGACCUUACAUCAUAGAUCCGGGAAGAUUACAAAAUCACGACAGGCGGGUAUUCCAGUUGGAAAAGUAUUUGAUGAAGAGCUAUUACUACCCAUUGCGAGGAAUCUAUUGAAGCAGAUCGAGCAAGAAGGGAGAUGUUGGCCUUGUGGGAACCUAUCAUUAAGUGUAGGUGGGUUUGAUGAUAUUGGGAGGGGAUCGAAUAGGGGCAUCGGUGGAUGGUUAGUCAAAGGGGAGGAAGCUAAGGCUUUAAAAGAGGAGAGUUUAAAGAGGAGAUCAUUGGCGAUUGAAGAAGGGAGAGUGGAGACUACCAAGAAAAGAAAAGUUGGAAUUGAUACUUUUUUUAGCCGGGGAAGAGCUGGCGAGGAGGUAUAUGACAGGGAUAUAGUAUUUGAUGAUAAAGAAGACAUAGAAAUCGACGAUGGAUUCUUCCAUUCCGAUGAAAACGAAAAGGAAGACAUGGGAUUCGACCUCGAUGUAGAAAACGAUCUAUAUGGCGACCCAUCAACGGAUUUCCUGCUGGAAACCCACCACUCCAGCGACCCUACUACUACUACCCAUCAUAAAUAUCUCAACAGAAAUGCCCCUCCGCCAUCCACAAUACGUACCAGCUCCUCAGUCCGUACCCGAUUCUUUUCAAAAGAGAAUACUCCAACAACCCCAACAACAACAGACCUCACAAAAUCCACAAAAUCACAGCAUAUGGAAGAAGAAACAGCAUUCCCUUGCUCAAGAUGUAACAAUAAACUCAUCCCACUCGACAAAUUAGACGAACACUCAGACUGGCAUUUCGCAAAGGAUCUACUGCAAGAAGAUAGGAUGAUUAGACCGGCUAGUUCGAAUAAUGCACUAUCAUCUACUACAACCGCGUCCACAUCGAAUACUGGUAAAAACGGAAAGAAAGAUGAAAAACAAGAAUCAAGUUCGCAGACGGUCAUACCGGUUAAAAGGGGGAGGGGUAGACCACCGAAACAUGCUAUUGUGCACGUACAAGGAGAUAAUGGCCCGGUGCUGGAAAAAGGGCAGAAGAAAUUGGCGUUUGGAAGGGGGUGA